Messenger RNA from Gigantopelta aegis, 1044 nucleotides. RefSeq lists its product as uncharacterized. NCBI's taxonomy places the organism in Eukaryota, Metazoa, Mollusca, Gastropoda, Neomphalida, Peltospiridae. The record is from RefSeq and is a predicted model, not a curated record. The transcript is spliced from 7 exons. The coding region runs from base 23 to 778 and encodes 251 amino acids. Gene Ontology annotation, cellular component: trans-Golgi network.
UGUAACGGGAGGUGUGUCAGUCAUGGCCACUCUCUCAUUAUACAUAGUCAGUAUUUGUUUUCCCGUUGUCUUGCUAACCGCUCGUUUCACACAAAGCGCAAUAACGAAAUGUGAGAAAAUAUCGUCAUGUUCUUGCAAGACAAACAACGGCAAAGUAAUAGACUUGAGUCCGCUGGCUGGCGUUGGAACUCCUAGAUUCAAGGAUAAGAUGUCACCGUCGGGAGACCUGUUUUCGUGGAAUCCUUGUUUUGCGUUCAGUGAGGGAGGACUAUCUGGACUAGCGGCAUGUCAGCAACGGCCUGCAUUACCUCCCCUGUUUUACAAUACUGGCAGCCAGGACAGCGCCGUGUUUGAGGUGGACGCGUCCAAAGGGUUACAAGUAGUUUACACCGCCACCACUGACGUGUUGAGAACGACGAAAGUAACGCUGAAGUGCGACCACAACAAGGAACAAGAGUUCACAGCGCAAGGGGAAGUAACUCCUGGAGUGGCUGUAUAUGACCUCACUCUGGUGAGUAAAUAUUGCUGUGAGGACGAGCGUGAGAUAACUGUUACGGUGACACUGUCGAUAGGCAGCAUCCUGAUCAUCGUGUUUUUCUCCGCCUUGCUUAUGUACCUGCUCACCGGAAGUGUAGUUCAGAAGUAUGGACGGAAAGCAGCAGGCCGUGAAAUCAUUCCGAACUAUGUGUUCUGGUCGUCAGUUCCCGGAUACAUAAAGAGUGGAUUCAUCUUUACCGGAAGUUGUAUUAAACGUACAAAGACAUAUGAUAAUAUAUAGAUUUGGAAAUUUCUAUAUGGGCCUGGCAUUAUACAGACAGUGCUGCGCAAUGAUGACGUCAUAGUGUGACAUGCGUGAUAGAUAAAAAGAAAAAAGCGCUGGAAACAUCAGACAUAUCAAAUAUAUAAAACUCCGAGUGUUUGACCUCAGUAAUGGUCCUCAAAACUACAGAAAGACACGAGAGGUGAUACUACAUUAUUAUUUGAUCUUUAUUUGUAUAUUACAUGUACAGUAUAUUGUUCCAAGUGAAACAGAAAUACUUCAUU